ACCAAACUCAUCGAUGCCGUCAUGCAUCUUGAGCUGGAAGAAGCAGAAGUUUGCCAUCUAAAGGAGGUCAUAUUGAGAAAAAACAUUUACCUAGACAGCAGAGAUACCCCGGUUGUCAUGGCACACGAAGCCAAGACAGCUGCAGAUACUGCUCUGCAACAACUCACCGACUAUCUGGCAACUCUUGGGGCUCGUCUUCAAUUCGACGUCUCCGGCGCAUGCCUUCUCACGCCCGAAGCCACCAGCCUUGCCGGGAGUGUCGCAAGCAUUCUCAAGGAGAGGGAACAGAAAACUUGCAGGAAGGACUCAUCAUCCAUUGAAGGUCCAUUCGCAGAUGCAGUCCAGCUGGCUUUCACUGUCCAAAUCGUCGUCGCUGAGUUGCCAAUGCCUCUUCAGACGCAGUAG
Messenger RNA from Mesocestoides corti, 405 nucleotides. NCBI's taxonomy places the organism in Eukaryota, Metazoa, Platyhelminthes, Cestoda, Cyclophyllidea, Mesocestoididae. The record is from the annotation of a GenBank genome assembly.